Blepharisma stoltei is the source of this 810-nucleotide messenger RNA. NCBI's taxonomy places the organism in Eukaryota, Ciliophora, Heterotrichea, Heterotrichida, Blepharismidae. The record is from the annotation of a GenBank genome assembly.
AUGACUAUGUUAAAAAUCUUAUCAAAUAAAAAAUGAAUUUAUAAAGAAAUGGAUAGACCUUGGAAUUGACGUAAUUAUAGGCCCAUACCCAGUCCCAGCGAUACUUCAUGGCUCUUUCCAAGAAUUAUACUCACUCCCCCCCCCCCCCCCCUCCGUGAGCGAACAAAACCCAUUAGAAAAAUCGCCAUUUUUUGACCAAAAACCCACCCUCCGUGAGUGAACAAAAAAUUUUUUUAAUAGAAAAAAUUUUAAUGGAAAAAAAAUUUUGAUAUAUAAGUGAUAAUUAGUAUAAUGAAAUCUAGAGCUAAUUCUGUUUAAUUUUAAACAAAUUGCUUUUUAAAAACAUAAAUUUUGCAAAUUAAAUUAAUAUUUGCUUCCCAAUUUUUGCAAAUUAGGAUUUUUUUUAAAUUUCGAAAAAAAAUUUUUUAUAAAAUUUAUAUAUAAAUUUUUUUUAAAAAAAAAAAAAUUAACCCCCCUCCGUGAGCGAACAAAAUUUUUUUGUUCGCUCACGGAGGGGGGGGGGGAGUCAGGCUUUAUAUACUCUGCAUUUUUCAAUCUAUUAGAUGUCCAGCAGGAAAUGUCCCUGUAGGGGUAGUCAAUGAAAAUGAAGAAUUUUACCCAGAAACUGAAGAACACUGGACCAAAGUUAUGAAUAAGAACAUGCAGGACAGCAAAGGACUGCCUCUUUGUGUCCAAGUUAUGGCACCGCCUUAUCGAGAAGAAUUAUGCUUAAAUGUGAUGAAGCAGCUUGAAGAAAAAAUUCCAUUUUGGAAGACAUAUCAGGAUUGUCUAGAAUUAGUUAAAGAAUAA